AUGACAUCAACACCUUUAUCGUUAGGAGGUGAAAGAAUCACUGGAGAAUCUGUCCGUACUCAAAAUGUUUUGGCAGCAAUGGCAAUAGCAAAUAUUGUUCGAACGUCACUCGGUCCACUUGGUUUAGACAAAAUGCUUGUAGACGAUAUUGGAGAUGUAACAAUAACAAACGAUGGUGCGACAAUAUUAAAAUUAUUAGAAGUUGAACAUCCUGCAGCCAAAGUAUUAGUUGAAUUAGCGCAAUUACAAGAUCAAGAAGUAGGAGAUGGAACAACAAGUGUGGUUAUUAUUGCUGCUGAAUUAUUAAAAAAUGGUGAUCAAUUAGUGAAACAAAAAAUUCAUCCCACAUCUGUUAUCAGUGGCUUUAAACUAGCGUGCAAAUUAGCCGUAAAAUAUAUUCAAGAUAAAAUGGUGAUUAAUGUUGAUGACCUUGGGCGUGAUUGUCUUAUGAAUGUGGCGAAAACAGCAAUGGCCAGUAAACUAAUCGGAGCAGAUGGAGAUUUUUUUGCCAAUAUGUGUAUAGAAGCAUGCAAUCUGGUUAAAUUUAACGACUCAAAAGGUGUUCCCGUUAUUCCCAUUAAAUCAAUCAAUAUUUUAAAAGCACAUGGACGCUCGACACUUGAAAGUCAACUUAUUCAGGGCUAUGCGUUAAAUUGUACAGUUGCUUCACAAGCCAUGGUAAAACGUGUUGUUAAUGCAAAAAUAGCAUGUCUGGAUUUUAGUUUACAGAAAGCUCGUAUGAAACUUGGUGUACAAAUUGUUGUGGAAGAUCCAGAGAAAUUAGAAGCAAUACGACGAAGAGAGACGGAUAUAGCCAAAGAACGUGUGGCGAAAUUAUUAAAUGCUGGAGCAAACGUUAUAUUAACAACAGGCGGUAUUGAUGAUUUGUGUUUAAAACAGUUUAUUGAAGCGGGAGCGAUGGCCGUGCGAAGAUGUAAAAAGCAAGAUUUAAAACGAAUUGCUAAAGCAACUGGAGCUCAAUUAUUAACAGCAUUAGCCGAUAUGGAGGGCGAUGAAUCGGUGAAUGCAUCUGUUAUUGGAAAUGCCGAUGAAGUUGUUCAAGAACGAAUUUGUGAUGAUGAACUUAUUCUUAUCCGAGGGCCAAAAGCUCGUACAGCAGCUUCGAUUAUAUUACGUGGUGCAAACGAUUUUAUGUGCGAUGAAGUUGAACGUUCUGUUCAUGACGCGUUAUGCGUUGUUAAACGUGUCUUGGAAUCGAAACAAAUUGUACCUGGUGGAGGAUGCUGUGAAACAGCAUUAUCAAUUUAUUUAGAAAAUUUUGCUACUACAGUUAGUUCUCGUGAACAAUUAGCUAUAGCUGAGUUUGCUACUGCUCUUCUGUCAAUACCGAAAUCAUUGGCUGUUAAUGCUGCUCAAGAUGCCACUGAGUUAGUAGCAAAAUUACGUUCAUAUCAUAAUGCAUCGCAAACACAAAAAGAUAAAGAUCAACUAAAAUGGUUUGGACUUGAUUUACAUGCCGGAAAAGUUCGUGAUUGUAAAACAGCUGGUGUAUUUGAACCAGCAGUAUCAAAAAUAAAAAGUUUAAAAUAUGCCACUGAAGCAGCCAUAACAAUUUUACGUAUAGAUGAUAUGAUCAAAUUAGACAAAGAAGAGAAAAAAGGUGGAAGACAUGGUGAUGAAUGUAUGUGA
This is a messenger RNA of Didymodactylos carnosus, 1650 nucleotides long. The record is from the annotation of a GenBank genome assembly. NCBI's taxonomy places the organism in Eukaryota, Metazoa, Rotifera, Eurotatoria, Philodinida, Philodinidae.